GUCCUGUCCAAGGUGCCUGUCCCACCACUGAAGCAGACCCUGGACAUGUACCUGAGCUGUAUGAAACACCUGGUGAAGGAGGAACAAUAUCGGAAGACUAAAGCCAUCGUGGAGAAGUUUGGAGAGCCAGGCGGCACUGGAGAGCUGCUGCAGAAGAAACUACUGGAGAGGAGCGACAAGACAUACAACUGGGUAAACUCCCUCCCUCUCUCACUGGGUAAACUCCCUCCCUCCCUCCCUCACUCAGACAAACAUUGUGUCCCAAAUGGUACCCUAUUGCCUAUAUAGUGCAAGGGCUCUGGUCAAAGGUAGUGUGCACUGUAGGGAAUAAGGUGUCAUUUGGGAGGCAGACAAGACCCUCUAGUAACUGUAAACAUUCAAAUACAUUCUGUUAACCACUAUGGGAGUGUGAUCCUUGUUAGGUUUCUAUUGUUUUUGAAACAGAAGUCAGACUUGGUGUGGGAUGGGAUGCCGGUUUACCUUUUAGCUCCCACAUGUGUAAAGCAUGCAAAGUAGCAUACCCUUAUACUUCUACACUCUUAGAAUAAAGGUGCUAUCUAUAAUGUUUUGGUUGCAGAUAGUACCCUUUUGGUUCCAGGUAGAACCCUUUUGGGUUCCAUGUACAGUGCCUAAAGAAAGUAUUCACAUCCCUUGACUUUUUCCACAUUUUGUUAUGUUACAGGCUGAAUUGAACAUUGAUUUAGAUUUUAUGUCACUAACCUAUACACAAUACCCCAUAAUGUCAAAGUGGAAUUAUGUUUUUCCAAAUGUUUCCAAAUUAAUUAAAAAUGAAAAUUCUGAAAUGUCUUGAGUCAAUAAGUAUUCAACCCCUUUGCUAUGGCAAGCCUAAAUAAGUUCAGGAGUGAAGAUUUGCUUAAAAAGUCACAUAAUAAGUUGCAGGACAAUAAUAGUGUUUAACAUGAUGUUUGAAUGUCUACCUCAUCUCUGUUCCCCACACAUACAAUUAUCUGUAAUGUCCCUCAGUCGAGCAGUGAAUUUAAAACACAGAUUCAACCACAAAGACCAGGGAGGUUUUACAAUGCCUCGCAGAGACGGGUAAAAAAAAGAAGAAAAAAAUGCAGACAAUGUAUUACACUUUGGAUGGUGUAUCAAUACACCCAGUCACUACAACAAUACAGUCGUCCUUCCUAACUCAGUUGCCGAAGAGGAAGGAAACCACUCAGGAUAACAGCUGUGAGUCUUUCUGGGUAAGUCUCUAAGAGCUUUCCACACCUGGAUUGUGCAACAUUUGCCAAUUUAUUAUUUUCAGUAGAAGUAAAAAAUGUAACUCGGCCACUCAGGAACAUUCACUGUCUUCUUGGUAAGCAACUCUGGUGUAGAUUUGGCCUUGUUUUAGGGUAUUAUCCUGCUGAAAAGUGAAAUAAUCUGGUGGAAAGCAGACUGAACCAGGUUUUCCUCUAGGAUUUUGCCUUUGCUUAGCUCCAUUCAGUUUAUUUUUUAUCCUGAAAAACUCCCCAGUCCUUAAUGACUACAAACAUACCCAUAACAUGAUGCAGCCACCACUUUGCUUGAAAAUAUGGAGAGUGGUACUCAGUAAUGUGUUGUAUUAGAUUUGCCCCAAACAUAACACUUUGUAUUCAGGACAAAAAGUGAAUUGCUUUGCCACAUUUUUUUCAGUAUUACUUUCGUGCCUUGUUGCAAACAGGAUGCAUGUUUUGGAAUAUUUUAUUCUCUACAGGCUUCCUUCUUUUCACUCUGUCAAUUAGGUUAGUAUUGUGGAGUAACUACAAUGUUGUUGAUCCAUCCUCAGUUGUCUCCUAUCACAGCCAUUAAACUCUGUAACUGUUUUAAAGUCACCAUUGGCCUCAUGGUGAAAUCCACUGUCAAAGGUGCUUCUACAAAGUAUUGACUCAGGAGUGUGAAUACGUAUGUAAAUUAGAUAUUUCUGUAUUUCAUUUUCUAUACAUUUGCUAAAAUUUCAAAAAACAUGUUUUCACUUUGUCGUUAGAAAAAAAUCAAUGUAAUCCAUUUGGAAUUCAGGCUGUAACACAACAAAAUGUGGAAUAAGUCAAGGGGUAUGAAUUCUUUCUGAAGGCACUGUAGAACCCUUUCUACUGAGUGUUCUACAUGGAACCCAAAAGGGUUCUACAUGGAACCAAAAUGUGUUUUACCUGGAACCAAAAAGUGUUUUCCUAUGGGGACAGCCAAAUAACCCUUUUGGAACCCUUUUUUCUAAGAGUGUACAGUAUACUUCGACAUCACUUAAGGGUGAUACAUUGUAGACCACAAGUAGAAGUAAACAUGACCUAAAGGUGUGAUACAUCAGGAGUGUGUCGAUAAUGGAAAGCUAAACAAUCUCCUUUGAUAACCCAUUGGAGACCUGUCCAUAAAGACUGUAGAGUCUCCACACUGUGAUCGAAGACACUAUCAACUCCAUAAAUGGCCCAAUAUACUUGGACCAUCAAUAACAGCUGGCAACGGAAGGAGGAAAGAACUAAAGCUGUAGCCAUAGAUCUAUCAGAUCUGCCACUUGGUGUCUGCAGGACCGAUCCAUCACUGGCCACUUAGAUGAUCAGUCAGUCCUGAAUUAAAGUAGCUUUCUGAUAUCUAUCAAACUCCCACUCCUCCGCCACAGCCUCUCUCCUCCUCUCCUCCUCUAGUCCUUUUGUCCUCUCUUUCUCUCUGUUAUCUAUCAAACUCCCACUCCUCCUGCUGCAGCCUCUCCCCUCCUCCCCUCCCCUCCUCUCCAUCUUGCUAUGAUACACAGUGCCCUCAUGAUAUUGAUGGCUUCUCACACUGAUGCCCAUGAGAUUGCCUUCUAAGAACACGUUUUCAGUAUUGUGUUUGAAGCCUGUUCAACGAAGCCACAGUUUAAAAACAUGCAGGAGAAGUUGUUGGCACCUUGCCAACAUGGAUGGACAAAGUGGAGUGUCUGUUCUCUCUCUCUCUCUCUCUCAUCUCUCUCAUCUCCCUCUAUCUCUCCUCAUCUAUCUUAUCAGAUCUCUCUCUCGCUUCUCUCUGCGCUCAUCUCUCUCUCUCUAUGCUCUCUCGCUCCUCUCUCUCUCUCUCUAUCUCUCUCUCUCUCUCUCUCUCUCAUCUUCUCUACUCUCUCUCUCUCUCUUCUCUCUCUCCUCUCUCUCUCUCUCUCUCCUCUCUCUCUCUCUCUCUCUCUCUCUCUCACUCUCUCUCUCAGGUUUAUGACUACUGGCUAGAAGACAUGUAUUUGAAUCAGAGAUUGGCCCUACCAGUCAACUCCAAUCCUGCCAUGGUCUUCCCAAAACAAAACUUUAGAGAUCGCAAAGACUCCCUCAGGUAUGUGAAAGACUCCCUCGGGUAUGUGAAAGACUCCCUCAGGUAUGUGAAAGACUCCCUCAGGUAUGUGAAAGACUCCCUCAGGUAUGUGAAAGACUCCCUCAGGUAUGUGAAAAGACUAACUUUCUCAGUGUGAAAUAAGAACUAAACAGCAAUGCUUCAUUCAUUGAGGGGCUGAUGCAGUCAUUUUCUCAAUCAGAUUAGUGCUGGUUGACUGAUAACCAGUUGAAUUACACUUGAAAAGAUGAAGUAAUGUACAUAUGAAUCUUGGCACCGAAAACCAAAUUCAGCUACUCUAACGAGAGACUAUGUACAUUGAACUAUGUAGUUACUUAUUUAGAUAGUUACUUAUUUCGCAUUUUCAAAUUUUCUCAUCCUGAAUCCCUAUACAACUAGAAACUGUCCAACUAUAUAAUGGUAAAUACAAUAUACAGAGUACAGUAUUGUAUUAUACUGCCACAUACAAUGGUGCUGGUGCACUGCAAUACAUGGUUGUUAUGCUUCCUGUCCUGUACUGUAAACCACACUUGGUGAGAGAUUUACAACAAUAUUUUCAGCAGGCAUAAACCAAACCAGAUUUACAACAAUGUUUUCAGCAGGCAUAAACCAAACCAGAUUUACAACAAUAUUUUCAGCAGGCAUAAACCAAACCGGAUUUACAACAAUGUUUUCAGCAGGCAUAAACCAAACCAGAUUUACAACAAUGUUUUCAGCGGGCAUAAAUCAAACCAGAUUUACAACAAUGUUUUCAUCAGGCAUAAACUAAACCAGAUUUUACAACAAUGUUUUCAGCAGGCAUAAACCAAACCAGAUUUACAACAAUGUUUUCAGCAGGCAUAAACCAAACCAGAUUUACAACAAUGCUUUCAGCAGGCAUAAACCAAACCAGAUUUACAACAAUGUUUUCAGCAGGCAUAAACCAAACCAGAUUUACAACAAUGUUUUCAGCAGGCAUAAACCAAACCAGAUUUACAACAAUGUUUUCAGCAGGCAUAAACCAAACCAGAUUUACAACAAUGUUUUCAGCAGGCAUAAACCAAACCAGAUUUUACAACAAUGUUUUCAGCAGGUAUAAACCAAACCAGAUUUACAACAAUGUUUUCAGCAGGCAUAAACCAAACCAGAUUUUACAACAAUGUUUUCAGCAGGCAUAAACCAAACCAGAUUUUACAACAAUGUUUUCAGCAGGUAUAAACCAAACCAGAUUUACAACAAUGUUUUCAGCAGGCAUAAACCAAACCAGAUUUUACAACAAUGUUUUCAGCAGGUAUAAACCAAACCAGAUUUACAAGCUGCAGUACAUGGAGAGUAUCAGUAGCCAGUCUGCAUCAUCUCUUCUCUACUUCUCUGCUGCUUAUUAAAUGAGCUGUGGUCUGCCCGCCUGACAGACAACACACACACACACACACACACACACACACACACACACACGCGCACAUACACACACAUACACGCACACACACACACUCACAAACACACACACAAACACACAAGACCAUCCAGAUCCAGACUGUGUACUGUUACUCAACAUUAGCUUUUGUCAGCUCCCAGUGAGCUAAGUGAAAACUCCCAGGACCUCCAGAACAGCCUCCUAAUAGACCGACAGAGACUCUUAUUAGAUUGGGAGUGACAGAUCCAAGCAGUCCGCUGAGACUGGUGGCCUGCCUAGCUGGCUGCCCUCCUCCUCCCCAUCCACAGCCUCCAUACAGGGGUGUGGUGGUGAAUGUGUGUAAGUAUCUGUAUGUGUGUUUGUGCGUGUGUGUGUGUAUGUUUGUGGUGUAGCCCACUUUGUAUAUUGAUCUGGGGUUUGAACACAUUAACACUGAGACAAAUGACAGAAAACACCAGGGCUGACGUGGCGCUGUGUUUUACUCCCUAUCUAGAUACACACACCGCCCACUAUGCACAUACACACACGUACACAUGCACACACACACAUCCACACACGCACGCACGCACACACGCACACACACACACACACAGGCACGCACGCACACACACACACACACACGCACACACACAUACACACACACACGCACACACACACACGCACACACACACGCACGCGCACACAAACAUCCACACACGCACACACACGCACGCACACACACGCACGCGCGCGCACACACACACACACACACACACACACACACACACACACACACACACACACACACACACACACACACACACACACACACACACACACACACACACACACAGACACAGCAUAGCCCUGUAAUCUAGAAGAAAUGUGAUUAUAGCUCUCCAAUGAGAGAUGUGGGAGGGGGCUGUGGUGUGUCUUGCGUGCGUUUGAAGCAUCAUGAGCAGAUGCAGAUGGACAAACAUACUUUUUAAAGUAACAGCCUAUAACUGUUUGUCAAUCAGUACAUGUGGAUAUUUAAAUGAGGAAUGUGGAUGAUUAAAUAUCCACAUGCAGAACAAUUAUAUAGUUACAAUUCAGUAAUACAUAUACUGUAUAUAUAUGGAAAAAAGUGUAUGAAGAAGAGUAUAUUGUAGAGUAUAUUGUAGAGUAUAUUGUAGAGUAUAUUGUAGCAUAUAGUGUAGAGUAUAUUGUAGAGUAUAGUGUAGAGUAUAUUGUAGAGUAUAGUGUAGAGUAUAUUGUAGAGUAUAUUGUAGAGUAUAUUGUAGAGUGUAUUGUAGAGUAUAGUGUAGAGUAAAGUGUAGAGUAUAUUGUAGAGUAUAGUGUAGAGUAUAGUGUAGAGUAUACUGUAGAGUAUACUGUAGAGUAUACUGUAGAGUAUAGUGUAUAGUAUAUUGUAUAGUAUAGUGUAGAGUAUAUUGUAGAGUAUAUUGUUAGAGUGUAUUGUAUAUUGUAAAUUGAAGAGUAUAUUUCAAUAAUGGAUGUAAUUAAAUGACUCUACUGUUACAUGUACACUUGGUAUUGUGCCAGUCUUAAUGAUGUUGUGUGCUGUGUGCUGUGUGCUGUGUGUUGUGUGCUGUGUGUUGUGUGCUGUGUGCUGUGUGCUGUGUGCUUGUUGUGUUGUGUGUGGGUGCUGUGUUGCGUGUGUUGUGCUGUGUGCUGUGUGCUGUGGCUGUGUGUUGUGUCGUGCUGUGUGUGUGUGUGCUGUGUUGUGUGCUGUGUGCUGUGGGUUGUGUGCUGUGUGCGGGGUGUUGUGUGUGUUUGUGUGAUGUGUGCUGUGUGCGGGGUGCUGUGUGUUGUGUGGCGGUAUGUGUUGUGUGCUGUGUGCUGUGUGAUGUGGGUUGAGUGUUGAUGUGCUGUGUGCUUGGAUGAUGUGUGUGUGGGUUGUGUGCUCGUGUGCUGUUGUGUGUGCUGGUGAUGUGGGUGUGGUUGUGUGCUGUGUGUGCUGUGUGCUGUGUGAUGUGUGUUGUGUGCUGUGUGUUGUGUGUUGUGUGUUGUGUGUUGUGUGCUGUGUGCUGUGUGCUGUGUGAUGUUGUGUGUUGUGUGCUGUGUGCUGUGUGCUGUGUGCUGUGUGCUGUGUGUUGUGUGUUGUGUGUUGUGUGCUGUGUGCUGAAUCAGUCUUUCUAUUCUCCAUCCUCUCAGAUUCGCUGCUCACCUCAUCACAGGAGUUCUGGAGUACAAGGAACAUAUUGACACGUGAGUGCCCUUAAAUACAGUAUGUCCACCUUAUAACGCUUCUAUUCUUUUCUAUACUGUAGAAGGAGAGUAUAAAGAUCAUCUAUAUUCUAGAAUAUAAAGGGGGAAAAUAACACUUUUAUCUAUAAACAGAAUAUGCAGACAAUCUACAACAGGGGUAUUCAACUCUUACACUAUGAGGUCCAGAGCCUGCUGGUUUUCUGUUCUACCUAAUAACUAAUUGCACACACCUGGUGUCCCAGGUCUAAAUCAGUCCCCGAUUAGAAGAGAGCAAUGAAAAAAUGCAGUGGAACUGGCUUCGAGGUCCAGAGUUGAGUUUGAAGGAUCUAGAAUAUAAGUGGAUAAAACGCCCCUGUAGAGCAGCUGAGGUUGUCUGAGGUCCCAUGCCUCUGUGUCUCUGUGUGUUUCCUGGCCUGCUGCCUGACAGGCGGGCAUUGCCGGUGGACUAUUUAUCAUAAACAUAAAUAACACAUACAAACAGAGUAUACAGACCUCAUCUAGAAAAUUAAACAAACAAGUAUUUAUUUAUUUAUUUAUACAGAAACAGAGUACACAUACCAUGUAGAAUAUAAAUGUCCUCUCCAGAGCAGCUGAGGGUUGUCUGAGUCUCUGCGUCUGUGUGUCUCCUGGGCCUUGGGGUUUGACAGGCGGUCGUUGCCUGUGGACUUUGCUCGGGGCCAGCUGGCUGGGACCCCUCUGUGUAUGAAGCAGUACUACCGUCUCUUCAACACAUACCGUCUGCCCGGCCACAAGAGGGACACCCUCAUCAUCCACAAGACUGGGUCGACUGAGCAGGAGCAUAUCAUCGUGGCAUGCAAGAACCAGGUCAGAGAGAGACUAAGGGCUCGAUUCAAUCAGUAGCGGCGCAAUUGAAAUUUAAAGUAAAUUUUCUUUGUCACAUGCUUCGUAAACAACAGGUGUGGACUAACAGUGAAAUGCUUCCUUACAGGCCCUUCCCAACAAUGCAGAGAGAAAAUAAAAUAGAGAAAUAAUAGAAAAGUAAAACACGUAAUAAUAAAUAAUAAUAAAUAAUAAAAGUAUUAAUAAAUACAUAAUGAGUAACUGUAACUUGGCUAUAUACACGGGGUACCAGUACUGAGUCCAUGUGCAGGGAUACGAGGUAAUUGAGGUAGAUAUGUACAUAUAGGUAGGGAUAUAGUGACAGAUAAUAAAGAAUAGCAGCAGCGUAUGUGAUGAGUCAAAAAAUUUAGUGCAAAAAGGGUCAAUGCAGAUAGUCCUGGAAGCUAUUUAGUUAACUAUUUAAAGCUGCAAUAUACCUUCUGGGCGACCAAAAGAAAUUCACAUAAACAUGUGAGUUAUAGAUCUGUCAAUGUCAUUGAAAGCAAGUCUAAGAAGCGGUAGAUCUGUUCUAUGUGCACUAUUUCUAUGCUUCCCGUUUUUGCGGACCAGACUUGGUGCAUCGGUACCGCUUGCCGUGCGGUAGCAGAGAGAACAGUCUAUGACUUGGGUGGUUGGAGUUUUUGACAAUUUUUAGGGCCUUCCUCUGACACCGCCUGGUAUAUAGGUCCUGGAUGGCAGGGAGCUCGGCCCCAUUGAUGUACUGGGCUGUACGCACUACCCUCUCUAGCGCCUUGCGGUCGGAUGCCAAGCAGUUGCCAUACCAAGCGGUGAUGCAGCCAGUCAAGAUGCUCUUAAUGCUGCAGCUGUAUAGCGUUUUGAGGAUCUGAGGGCCCAUGACAAAACUUUUCAGCCUCCUAAGGAGGAAGAGGCAUUGUCGUGCCUUGUUAACGACUGUGUUGGUGUGUGUGGACCAUGAUAGAUCCUUAGUGAUGUGGACACAGAGGAACUUGAAGCUCUCGACCCGCUCUACUACAGCCCUGUCGAUGUGAAUGGGGGCGUUCUCUGCCCUCUAUUUCCUGUCGUCCACGAUCAGCUCCUUUGUCUUGCUGACGUUGAGGGAGCGUGUUGUUCUGGCACCACACUGCCAGAUCUUUGACCUCCUCCCUAUAGGCUGUCUCAUCGUCAUCGGUGAUCAGGCCUACCACGUUGUGUCUUUGCCAAACUUAAUGAUGGGUGGUAGAGUUGUGCGCGACCAUGCAGUCAUGGGUGAGCAGGGAGUACAGGAGGGUACUAAACACGCAUCCCUGGGGGGCCCCCGUGUUGAGGGUCAGCAUGGCGGACGUGUUGUUGCCUACCCUCACCACCUUGGGGCGGCCCGUCAGAAAGUCCAGGAUCCAGUUGCAGAAGGAGAUGUUCAGUCCCAGGGUCUUAGCUUAGCGAUACGUUUGGAUGGCACUAUGGUGUUGAACGCUGAGCUGUAGUCAAUGAACAGCAUUCUCACAUAGGUGUUCCUCUUGUGGAGUGCAAUAGAGAUUGCGUCAUCUGUGGAUCUGUUGGGGCGGUAUGCGAAUUGGAGUGGGAGGGUGUCUGGGAUGAGCCAUGACCAGCCUUUCAAAGCAUUUCAUGGCUACAGAGGUGAGUGCUACGGGCGACAGUCAUUUAGACAGGUUAUCUUGGCAUUCUUGGGCACAGGGACUAUGGUGGUCUGCUUGAAACAUGUAGGUAUUAGAGACUGGGUCAGUGAAGGCAUUUGCCAGCUGGUCAGCGUGUGCUCUGAGUACGCGUUCUGGUAUUCCGUCUUACUCUGUGGCCUUGUGAAUUUUAACCUGUUUAAAGGUCUUACUCACAUCGGCUACGGAGAGUGUGAUCACACAGUCAUCUGGAACAGCUGGUGCUCUCAUGCAUGGUUCAGUGUUGCUUGCCUCGAAGCAAGCAUACAAGGAAUUUAGUUUGUCUGGUAGGCUUGCGUCACUAGGCAGCUCGCGGCUGGGUUUCCCUUUGUAAUCCGUGAUAGUUUGCUACAGUGCCUUGUAAAAGUAUUCAUCCCCCUUGGUGUUUUUCCUAUUUUAUUGCAUUACAACCUGUAAUUUAAAUGGAUUUUUAUUUGGAUUUCAUGUAAUGGACAUACACAAAAUAGUGAAAUGUGAAAUGAGUGAAAUGAAAAAAAUAACUUGUUUCAAAAAAUUCGAAAGAAUAAAUAACAGAAAAGUGGUGCGUGCAUAUGUAUUCACCCCCUUUGCUAUGAAGCCCCUAAAUAAGAUCUGGUGGGACCAAUUACCUUCAGAAGUCACAUAAUUAGUUAAAUAAAGUCCACCUGUGUGCAAUCUAAGUGUCACAUGAUCUGUCACAUGAUCUCAGUAUAUAUACACAUGUUCUGAAAGGCCCCAGAGUCUGCAACACCACUAAGCAACGGGCACCACCAAGCAAGCGGCACCAUGAAGACCAAGGAGCUCUCCAAACAGGUCAGGGACAAAGUUGUGGAGAAGUACAGAUCAGGGUUGGGUUAUAAAAAAAAUAUCAGAAACUUUGAACAUCCCACAGAGCACCAUUAAAACCAUUAUAAAAAAAUUUGAAAGAAUAUGGCACCACAACAAACCUGCCAAGAGAGGGCCGCCCACCAAAACUCAUGGACCAGGCAAGGAGGGCAUUAAUCAGAGAGGCAACAAAGAGACCAAAGAUAACCCUGAAGGAGCUGCAAAGCUCCACAGCGGAGAUUGGAGCAUCUGUCCAUAGGACCACUUUAAGCCGUACACUCCACAGAGCUGGGCUUUACGGAAGAGUGGCCAGAAAAAAAGGCAUGUGGGAGACUCCCCAAACAUAUGGAAGAAGGUACUCUGGUCAUCAAGGAAAACGCUAUGUCUGGCGCAAACCCAACACCUCUCAUCACCCCGAGAACACCAUCCCCACAGUGAAGCAUGGUGGUGGCAGCAUCAUGCUGUGGAGAUGUUUUUCAUCGGCAGGGACUGGGAAACUGUUCAGAAUUGAAGGAAUGAUGGAUGGCGCUAAAAACAGGGAAAUUCUUGAGGGAAACCUGUUUCAAUCUUCCAGCAUGACAAUGACCCUAAGCAUACCGCUAAAGCAACACUCGAGUGGUUUAAGGGGAAACAUUUAAAUGUCUUGAAAUGGCCUAGUCAAAGCCCAGACCUCAAUCCAAUUGAGAAUCUGUGGUAUGACUUAAAGAUUGCUGUACACCAGCAGUACCGAUCCAACUUGAAUGAGCUGGAGUAGUUUUGCCUUGAAGAAUGUGCAAAAAUCCCAAUGGCUAGAUGUGCCAAGCUUAUAGAGACAUACCCCAAGAGACUUGCAGCUGUAAUUGCUGCAAAAGGUGGCUCUACAAAGUUUUGACUUUGGGAGGGUGAAUAGUUAUGCAUGCUCAAGUUUUUAGUUUUUUUGUCUUAUUUCUUGUUUGUUUCACAAUAAACAAUAUUUUGCAUCUUCAAAGUGGUAGGCAUGUUGUGUAAAUCAGAUGAUACAAACCCCCCAAAAAUCUAUUUUAAUUCCAGGUUGUAAGGCAACAAAAUAGGAAAAAUGCCAAGGAGGGUGAAUAAUUUCGCAAGCCACUGUACAAGCUUGACAAAACUGUAUUUGGGGAGUUUCUCCCAUUCUUCUCUGCAGAUCCUCUCAAGCUCUGUCAGGUUGGAUGGGGAGCGUUGCUGCACAGCUAUUUUCAGGUCUCUCCAGAGAUGUUCAAUCGGGUUCAAGUCCGGGCUCUGGAUGGGCCCUUCAAGAGCAUUCAGAGAUUUGUCCCGAAGCCACUCCUGCGUUGUCUUGGCUGUGUGCUUAGGGUCGUUGUCCUGUUGGAAGGUGAACCUUCGCCCCAGUCUGAGGUCCUGAGCGCUCUGGGGCAGGUUUUCAUCAAGGAUCUCUCUGUACUUUGCUCCAUUCAUCUUUGCCAAAAUCCUGACUAGUCUCCCAGUUCCUGCCGCUGAAAAACAUCCCCACAGCAUGAUGCUGCCACCACCAUGCUUCACAGUAGGGAUGGUGCCUGGUUUCCUCCAGAUGUGACACUUGGCAUUCAGGCCAAAGAGUUCAAUCUUGGUUUCAUCAGACCAGAGAAUCUUAUUUCUCAUGGUCUGAGAAUACUUUGGGUGCCUUUUGGCAAACUCCAAGCGGGCGGCCAGCUCUAGGAAGAGUAUUGGUGGUUCCAAACUUCUUCCAUUUAAGAAUGAUGGAGGCCACUGUGUUCUUGGGGACCUUCAAUGCUGCAGAAAGAUGUUGGUACCCUUCCCUAGAUCUGUGUCUCGACACAAUCCUGUCUCGGAGCUCUACUGACAAUUCCUUCGACCUCAUGGCUUGAUUUUUGCUCUUACAUGCACUGUCAACUGUGGGACCUUAUAUAGACAGGCGUGUGCCUUUCCAAAUAAUAUAAUAUGCCAUUUAGCAGACGCUUUUAUCCAAAGCGACUUACAGUCAUGUGUGCAUACAAAUCAUGUCCAAUCAAUUGAAUUUACCACAGGUGGACUCCAAUCAAGUUGUAGAAACAUCUCAAGGAUGAGCAAUGGAAACAGGAUGCACCUGAGCUCAAUUUCAAGUCUCAUAGCAAAGGAUCUGAAUACUUAUGUAAAUAAGUAAUUUCUGUUUUUAUUUGUAUAUAAAUUAGCAAACAUUUCUAAAAACCUGUUUUCGCUUUGUAAUUAUAGGGUAUUGUGUGUAAAUUGCUGAGGAUCUUUAUUGAUUUAAUACAUUUUAGAAUAAGGCUGUAACGUAACGAAAUUUGGAAAAAGUCAAGGGGUCUGAAUACUUUCUGAAGGCACUGUAUAUCAUAUAUGACAUGGUUCAAAGUUCAUAUACGGAAAACGUCAGAAACGUCAAAAUAAACAAUAAACAAUGUGAAGACCGUCAAAGUAAUCGUGACUAUGAGGGCGGGAGGCCGAGAGUUACAUUUUACAAUUAUCUCACUCACAUCACACGAAAAGGCUGAAAGUGAGGCGGAGGAAGAGAGAGUCCCUUCCAUACCUGGAGAUGGUUUCAGGAACUAUCAAUCAGUGGCACAUAUUAAGAAGCCAUCCCUGUGGAGAAACAGAAGAUUAAACUAAAUUACUGAUUGAAUCUGCCAUUUUGUCUGAGAGCCUCCUUGAGUCACAUGGACAAUUGAUCGCGGCACAGGAUUCAUAUUUUCAGGCUGCGUCCCAAAUGCCACUUUAUUCCCUAUGUAAUGCAAUACUUUUGACCAGGACCCAUAGGACUUUAGUUAGCCAGCUACCGUAUGGACCGAUGCACAGCAGGACUUUAGUUAGCCAGCUACAGUAUGGACCGAUGCACAGCAGGACUUUAGUUAGCCAGCUACAGUAUGGACCGAUGCACAGCAGGACUUUAGUUAGCCAGCUACAGUAUGGACCGAUGCACAGCAGGACUUUUGUUAGCCAGCUACAGUAUGGACCGAUGCACAGCAGGACUUUAGUUAGCCAGCUACAGUAUGGACCGAUGUACAGCAGGACUUUAGUUAGCCAGCUACAGUAUGGACCGAUGCACAGCAGGACUUUAGUUAGCCAGCUACAGUAUGGACCGAUGCACAGCAGGACUUUAGUUAGCCAGCUACAGUAUGGACCGAUGCACAGCAGGACUUUAGUUAGCCAGCUACAGUAUGGACCGAUGCACAGCAGGACUUUAGUUAGCCAGCUACAGUAUGGACCGAUGUACAGCAGGACUUUAGUUAGCCAGCUACAGUAUGGACCGAUGCACAGCAGGACUUUAGUUAGCCAGCUACAGUAUGGACCGAUGUACAGCAGGACUUUAGUUAGCCAGCUACAGUAUGGACCGAUGCACAGCAGGACUUUAGUUAGCCAGCUACAGUAUGGACCGAUGCACAGCAGGACUUUAGUUAGCCAGCUACAGUAUGGACCGAUGCACAGCAGGACUUUAGUUAGCCAGCUACAGUAUGGACCGAUGCACAGCAGGACUUUAGUUAGCCAGCUACAGUAUGGACCGAUGCACAGCAGGUGGUGCAGUGUUUCGUUAACCUCUUCCUCUCUGACUUGACCUUCGUUAACCAACAAGGGCUAUUGGGUUCUAAUGACUGAUGUGUUUUCAUUAGCAGGUUUUAUUUUCUAACAGCCUAUUGAACCAAUGUAUCUGUUUGAGUGAUACGUUGCUACAUUUAAUUGCUCCUUGGAGGAAAGGCUUUAAGAUUUUGUAAUACCAGUCAUCUAUUAUGAGGUCCUAUAAUAAACCACAUCAAAUCAGAUGUAUGUUUUAACCUGUAAAUAUUCGAACACAAUUUAAUGUUCAUGACAAAUUUCCCCUCGGAGACAAUAAAAUAAAUCCUAAAAAUGUUGUUUUUCCUCUUCUCAGUUCUUUGUGUUGGACCUAGUGGUAAACAAGAAAAAGCUGAAAGAAAUGGACAUCUUAACCCAGUUGGAGAAGAUAGUGAAGAUGGCGGAGAACUCAGAGGAGAGACAGCCUCCGUUUGGUCUGCUGACGUCUGAUGGAAGAACAGAAUGGGCCCAAGCUAGAGACGUGCUCAUCAAAGGUUUCACUUCAGACAUCUUUCAGUCUACAUUAUAUCAUAACUAUAAUAAUAACACAAAUAUCAAGUAAUAAUAUCAUCAUAGUAAUAACUUGAAAUAAAUCAUGGCAAGACUAUGAAAACACAUCUAUUUGCAUAAACUGACCUAGUCUCCUUCCUUCCUUCCUUCCUUCCUUCCUUCCUUCCUUCCUUCCUUCCUUCCUUCCUUCCUUCCUUCCUUCCUUCCUUCCUUCCUUCCUUCCUUCCUUCCUUCCUUCCUUCCUUCCUUCCUUCCUUCCUUCCAUCCCUCCCUCACUCAGAUUCAGUAAACAGAGAGUCGUUGGCUGUGAUCGAGAAGUGUCUGUGUGUGGUGUGUCUGGACGACCCCAGUGGGAUGGAGGUUGGGGAUACCAGCCGAGCCCUGCUGAUGCUCCAUGGAGGAGGCCAUGAGAAGAUGGGGGCGAACCGCUGGUAUGACAAGCCAAUGCAGGUAGGGCCAUGCCAAUGGCACUACGACCCUCGGCCCGUAUUCAUAAAGUGUCUCAGAAUACGAGUGCUGAUCUAGGAUCAGUUUUGCCUUUUACAGAAGACAAUACAGAAGAAGAUAAUAUGGACGGGAUUGACCUGAUCCUAGCUCCGCACUCCUACUCCAAGAUGCUUUAUAAAUACAGGCCCUGAGCCCAUGCAAUGGAAUAGAAAGAAAUGUAGAAGGUUACAUGCAGGAUGUGUAACCCUUCUCUAUUUCAGUUUGUUGUAGGGGAGGACGGAGUCUGCGGAACGGUGUGCGAGCACUCACCCUUCGAGGGGAUCGUUCUGGUGGCGUGUACUGAAUACCUGAUGAAAUUUAUGUAAGCAAAGGAACCAAACAUGAAUGCAUCCAUAUGGUGGUAAAUCUAUGUGGAGUUGACAAACUGGUAUCCCCCAAGGUUCUAUUGUGGGUUCUGUGCAAUAUAGUUAACAGCCAGUUUAUGACAUUAAAUCUUAAAUCAGAUCUUUCACAUUUACAGCGAAUGUAUUAUUUGAGGUCUGUCAUAAAGCAGCACGCUGUUGAUUAAUAAUAAAUGAUUCUAAAUAAUAAUACAUGAUUCUAAGGAAGUCAUGCGAUGUGCUCUCUCCACAGGACUGGAAGUCCCUCCAAGAUGGGGAGGGCCACCAGCAUGUUGGAACUUCCUACUCCUGCCAGACUGCUCUGGAAGACCACACCCCACACCAAUGGCCUCCUGAAGGCCUCUGCUGAGAGACUACAGAGGUAAGACACACACAUGCAUGGAAGCACACACACACACACACACACACAUACACACACACACACACACAGACACCCUUAAUCUUACCCCCUCACCACAAUAACCACUGCAUUUUGAAUCAAAACGUUGUUUUAUAUUUAUCAAUGUUUUCUAUUCCUCAGGCUGGUUAGAGAUCUGGACAUGGAUGUGCACAAGUUUGAGGUCUAUGGAAAAGAAUUCAUCAAGAAACAGAAGAUGAGCCCAGAUGCAUACAUACAGGUGGCUCUACAACUGGCAUUCUACAGGUAAGGUACACCUGUAUGAGAUGUAUCAAAAAGGACAUGUGGUUGGUUGUUUUGACAAAUUAAGACUUAUUAUACUGUAUCAGCACACUAUUCAUUUUAAUACAUUGUUUGCUAAUUUAUUACUGUCAUUUUAAUACAACAAAAACCUAAAGUAGCUUUGUUUCGUUGGUCACACAUAAAGUGAAUGUAAGGACAUGACUCCAUUGAUAUACAGUAAUUAUAUAUUUUUCAGAUGCAAUGGAAGGCUGGUGUCCACUUAUGAAAGUGCGUCUAUCCGUCGCUUCCAUGAGGGGCGGGUGGACAACAUCCGCUCAGCUACCUCCGAGGCUCUGGCCUUUGUGAAGGCCAUGACGGACGAGAAGGCCUCUCUCUCUGUGAGUCAUUUUUCUUACUUAGACCCCCAAUUACUGGGCUACUCCCAUUAUACUGUUCAUCAUGUCCUCUUAACUGGUGCCAUCGCCUCCCUCCCACCAGAGUCGAGAGUCCGUCAUUCCAGCCACAAACACACCAGCCAGCACGGAUGAAUGCACAGAAGCACGCACACACACACACACACACACACACACACACACACACACACACACACACACACACACACACACACACACACACACACACACACACACACACACAAAAGCAGCUGAUCUCUCUACAGAUUUCAAGCACGAUCUCUCAUAUGAACCCUUGUCUCCUCUCAUAACAUGUUCAAGGUGGAGUAAUCAUAUUUAGCUCAUAAGACUUAAUGUAAUUAUUUAUUGUGAUCUUGUUUGUAUUCAAUUUUACAGGAUUCAGAAAAGAUGAAACGAUUGUUGGAUGCAAUUAACGCCCAGACAAAUUACACAAUCGCAGUAAGUGCAAAAUUUGAAUAAACUGUCCACUGUAUAAGUCCAUUUGAUAAAGAGAAACAUCUAAUUUAAGGCCUAAAUUCAAUCAGAUCAAGCAUUAACCAGCGAUAGCUGAUGUUUUGGCGGUGUUGGAGGUGGAACGGCGUUGUAGCUGUCAAAUCGGAGCAGCUGCUCUUGUGAUCAUUGUCACGAAGCCACACCCGCCCCACUCGCGUUAAAAGUUCAGAACGAGAGAGUGUAGCUUAUAUAGAAAUAAUGACGCUCAAAUUGAAAAUCAUUAAACUAAAUAAUAAGGAUUUUUAUCAUCCUAAUAGAGGUGUAGAUUACAUCUCACAUUCCAGUCUUCAAACUUGUAAAGAAGGCUGCAUGGGAUUUCUCUUAAUGCGCUUUAGGUAUAAUGCCGGUAGCCACUUGUUUAUUUGACAGCUCUAACGCAGUUCCACCUACGACACCGUUAAAAGCUAUGUAGAUGUCGGCUAAAGCAGAUCUGAUUGAAUUGGGCCCUAACUAGCUUAAAUACAUGGUGCUCUAAAGGUUUUUGGUGUUUCACAGGCUAUUAAAGGGUUGGGAAUAGACAAUCACCUUCUAGGACUCAGAGAGAUCUCACAAGAGCUCAAGAUGGAGAGGCCGGAGAUCUUCACAGAUGAAACUUAUGUGGCCAGUAACCAGUUCAUUCUCUCCACCAGUCAGGUAUACCCUCUAGUCAUCGCUUUGCUAUGUGGCUAUUUCUAGUGCAACCAUAAUACAUCCUAUAUAGUAUGUGGAAUUUAGCAGACGCUUUUAUCCAAAGUCAAGCAUGCAUACAUCUAAUCUUAGUAUUUGACAAGCAGCUAGAAGACAAUAACAUUAUUUCAACCAAUUGUGUUAUAAUUGUUUAUUACGUAUAUAUAAAUAAUCUAUGAAGUAAUCAGUAACAGUUUAUAUAACUACUUAUAAAUCCCUAGUUAAAGAAUACCUGAGUAGAUGGCAGUGGCGAUUUUAGCAACAUCCGCACCGAGCUAAAGGCUACAACUGCCGCUUUCAAGGAGCGAGACACUAAUCUGGACGCUUAUAAGAAAUCCCGCUAUGCCCUCAGAUGAACCAUCAAGCAGGCAAAGCGUCAAUACAGGACUAAGAUUGAAUCCUACUACACUGGCUCUAAUGCACGUCGGAUGUGGCAGGGCUUGCAAACUAUUACGGACUACAAAGGAAAACCCAGCCGCAAGCUGCCCAGCGACGCGAGCCUACCAGACGGGCUGCAUGCCUUUUAUGCUUUGAGGCAAGCAACACUGAAGCAUGCAUGAGAGCACCAGCUGUUCUGGACGACUGUGUGAUCACGCUCUCCGUAGACAAUGUGAGCAAGACCUUUAAACAGGUCAACAUUCACAAGUCCGCAGGGCCAGACAGAUUACCAGGACGUGUACUCAGAGCAUGCGCGGACCAACUGGCAAGUGUCUUCACUGACAUUUUCAACCUCUCCUUGACCGAGUCUGUAAUACCUACAUGUUUCAAGCAGACCACCAUAGUCCCUGUGCCCAAGAACGCUAAGGUAACCUGCCUAAAUGACUACCGCCCUGUAGCACUCACGUCGGUGGCCAUGAAGUGCUUUGAAAGGCUACUCAUGGCUCACAUCAACACCAUCAUCCCGGAAACCCUGGACCCACUCCAAUUCGCAUACUGCCCCAACAGAUCCACACAGAUGAUGCAAUCUCAAUUGCACUCCACACUGACCUUUCCCACCUGGGCAAAAGGAACACCUAUGUGAGAAUGCUGUUCAUUGACUAUAGCUUAGCGUUCAACACCAUAGUGCCCACAAAGCUCAUCAUAAGCUAAGGACCCUGGGACUAAACACCUCCCUCUUCAACUGGAUCCUGGACUUCCUGACGGGCCGCCCCCAAGUGGUAAGGCUAGGCAACAGCACAUCUGCCACGCUGAUCCUCAACACGGGAACCCCUCAGGGGUGUGUGCUUAGUCCCCUCCUGUACUCCCUGUUCACCCACGACUGCGUGGCCAGGCAUGGCUCCAACACCAUCAUUAAGUUUGCUGACGACACAACAGUGGUAGGCCUGACCCACCCCCCCCCCCCCCCACACUGCUGCUACUCACUGUUUAUUAUCUAUGCCUAGUCACUUUACCCCUACCUACAUAUACAAAUUACCUCAACUACCUCAACUACCCCCGCACAUUGCCUCGGUACCGGUACCCCCUGUAUAUAGGCUCGUUGUUGUUAUUUUAUUGUGUUACUUUUUUCAAACUUUAGGUUAUUUAGUAAAUAUUUUCUUAACUCUAUUUUCUUAAAACUGAAUUGUUGAUUAAGCAUUUCACGGUAAGGUCUACACCUGUUGUAUUCGGCGCAUGUGACAAAUACAAUUUCAUUUUAUUUUAUUUUAUUUUGCAUGUAAAUCUUGGUAGGGUAAACUCCCAAAAAAUAAUUGGGAUGCAUGCCAGCAAAGCCGCUACACAACACAACACAACACAACACAACACUAAACAAUACAUUAAUUGCACUAUAACGGUGACAAACGGUGCCCACAAACUGUUAGGGCCUACAUAAAGCUGUCCCAACAGCAGAGCUUUCUUUUCAGCACCAUGGAGUGAAUCCUUACCACCGCUACACCUGGCUAUCAGUGGAGCCUUGUCUGGCAGCAAAAAAGUUCAUUCAGCUUCAUUUACUGACUUGCUUAAACAAAUGUGGUGUCUAAUGACAAUUGAGAUGUAUGAACUAUGGCAUAAGGGAGCGAUGAGCGGAUAAGAGGCAAUCCGUAAUUUCGAUUAAGACAUUAAUCAGCAAGCUAAGACGGACGUAGUCAAUAUAACUAUUUGUUUAGCACUUUUGAAAUGUACAGUGACAGAAUUCAGAACAUAACGGGGGCAUAUAAGCAGACAAUGAAAGCUCGUACAAUAUUCGAUUAUGACAUUUCUCUAAAACAUGUGCACCACCAAGUCAGAACAGUAGGUUAAGUUAUGAGGGGGAAAGGGACCAAAUUAUUAGGGUGAGGCACAUGGGCUACUAACAGCUUACUACACAACAUACACUUAGUAUUACUUUUUUAGCUACAGUAUACAUAUCUCCCUGGCAUAUUACAUAAUUUAUGCAGCAGCAUACAAUAAAUUUUUUGCACCGUUGUGCUGUGCUCACUUCAACAGGAAGGUGGCGCGGCGGUCAAUCUUGUGGGCAAAUGUCAUUUUAGAAUUCUCUGGAUUUAUGGUGCUUUCAAGACAACUGGGAGCUAGACAAAAAACAAGGUCGAAUCAUGACGGCAGUGAUCUUCAGGUCGGUGCUCUAGAAAGAGGCCAGAGUUCCCGACUUGGAAUUCUGAGUUGGAUGACCGUUCAAAACGUAUUUUCCUAGUCAGAACUCGUUUUUUUCACUGAAGUCUGAGAUGUCCAAGUUCCGAGUUUCCAGCUGUUUUGAACGUGGCAGAAGUCAUGCUGGAUUGACAGCAUAGGCCAAUGUAUUCAACCUUUUCUGGUCCAUGGUGUUGCAUGUGAAUGUUGAUCCUUUUAAGCUUGGAAAAGAGACACUUAAACCCAGACUUGGACCACACACCUUCUCCACUGAAUAGCAGUUAGCCACUGAUUCCUUCCAAACCACACAUAGUUGAAUUUGUAUUUUCCAAUUUAUUGUGUAAUGUUUAUGUCCAAUGGCCGAUGAGCCUAAGAUUGACAUUUGAUCUAUAAUUUAUCUUCAUAUGACAAGGUUUGAAAAGGAUUUGCCAGUAGAUUGUUGACUUGAUUCAUGAUGAUGACUGCUUGUCUAGCUUGCUACCUAAGAUUUUGAAAGUAUGAUGUUGACAUGAUCAGUCCAAUCAAAGCUACGGUAGAGGCUUAUAGAUAUAACGUGAUUUGACGUCAUUUUAUCUGUGGCCAAUGACCUUGAGCCUUCUUGGAUGGGCACUUCUAAUGUAACUCUAUGACUGCACCCAAGGGGCUUGAAUUUUCAAGCUCUCCCUGUAGAUUUUGUGGUGACGUAGUUUCCCCAUGAGUGACAGAACAUUGAGCCAAUCACGGCGCAACUAGAGAACAUUACCAACCCCUACACUCUGUAUGGUCCGUUGGCUGCCCCUCCACCACAGAAAGCACUGAGCUAGGCUGAAACACCUGCAUUUUGGAGCUGCCUUACUCAAGAAAGCAAAAAAGAGACCAUGUUUGAAUGCGGCUUUAUUAACCCAAUUACAUUGUUUGCAAACUGAUAUGUGACACGUAUUAAUGCCAAAACAACCUGCAGGUAGACUGGGGCAGGUAGAUGGGUAUUAACUGGUGUACAUCCUCCUCAGGUCCCUACCACAGUGGAGAUGUUCUGCUGCUAUGGCCCGGUGGUUCCUAAUGGGUAUGGGUGCUGCUACAACCCCCAGUCAGACCACCUCCUCUUCAGCGUGACCAGCUUCCACGGUAGCACCGAGACCUGCUCGGCCGUGUUCAUCAAGGCUCUGGACGAGGGCCUCGUAGAGAUGAAGGAUCUGUGCAAGAAGAGUAAUAAGCCUCAGAGCAGUGCUGCUCCUGCUGCCUCGAAGGUGGUUGAGAAAAGCCAAGGAGCAGGCAGCAAGCCUCCAAGCACACUUCAGAAAACAGAG
Coregonus sp. 'balchen' is the source of this 21028-nucleotide messenger RNA. The record is from the annotation of a GenBank genome assembly. Lineage: Eukaryota; Metazoa; Chordata; Actinopteri; Salmoniformes; Salmonidae.